Molecule: messenger RNA, 1529 nt
Organism: Nelumbo nucifera (sacred lotus)
Lineage: Eukaryota; Viridiplantae; Streptophyta; Magnoliopsida; Proteales; Nelumbonaceae
Product: hydroxyproline-rich glycoprotein family protein
Biological process (GO): spliceosomal complex assembly
Cellular component (GO): catalytic step 2 spliceosome; nucleus; U2-type prespliceosome
Molecular function (GO): nucleic acid binding; zinc ion binding
Source: RefSeq, a predicted model, not a curated record
UGCGUAGGGACUAGGGAGCGAUCUGAGAACUCUUUCCUCAGACCUGAACUUGAGCCCUGCGCUGCAUGGGAGUAUAGGUAGCUCCUCUAGCUAGAUUGUAUACCUUAAUAAAGGGCGAGGGAGAGAAAAGGGGAGAGCCGGAGAGGAAGGAGAAUGGAUAGAGACUGGGGAUCGAAGCCAGGGAGCGGAGGCGCGGCCUCCGCUCAGAACGAAGCUAUCGACAGGAGGGAGCGGUUGAGAAGACUGGCUCUUGAGACCAUUGAUCUCGCUAAGGACCCCUACUUCAUGCGCAACCAUCUCGGCAGCUACGAGUGUAAGCUUUGUCUGACGCUGCACAACAACGAGGGGAAUUACUUGGCCCAUACACAGGGGAAGCGCCACCAGACCAAUUUGGCCAAGAGAGCUGCCCGUGAGGCUAAGGAGGCCCCCGUUCAGCCUCAGCCCCAUAAGCGCAAGGUUGCGCUGCGCAAGUCAGUCAAAAUUGGUAGGCCUGGUUACAGAGUAACAAAGCAAUUUGAUCCAGAGACAAAACAGAGAUCACUUCUCUUCCAGAUUGAAUAUCCUGAAAUUGAAGACAACGCAAAGCCACGACACCGAUUCAUGUCAUCCUUUGAGCAGAGGGUUCAAUCUUGUGAUAAAAGAUAUCAGUAUCUCCUGUUUGCAGCUGAACCGUAUGAAAUCAUUGCUUUUAAGGUUCCCAGUACGGAGAUUGACAAAUCCACACCCAAGUUCUUUUCACAUUGGGAUCCAGAUUCAAAAAUGUUCACGUUGCAAUUGUAUUUCAAGGUCAAGCCACCAGAGGCGAAUAAGCCUCAAGCUGCACCUGUACCUGCUUCUAAUGGCACUGCAGCUCCUGGUGCCCCACCAAGGCCCUUGCCUCCACCACCCCAAGCUCCGCCACCACCACCGCCACAAGGACUUCCUCCUGGUGCUUCUAUAGCUAAUCCUCCAAGAGGUCCACCACCUCCUGGAUCUGCGCCACCGCCACCCCCACCAACGGCAAAUGGCCCACGGCCCAUGCCUCCUGGCGGAACUCUACCAGUCCCACCACCUCCUCCAGUUGGUAGUGGAACAAUGGCGAACUUCACCCCAGGUGCUCAGCUUGGUCGGCCAUUGAUGAUGCCUCCACAAGGUUUUCCGGGUCAACAGCUUCCAGGCCAAGGAGCUCGGUCUGUCCCCCCACCUCCAAACAUGGGACAACAGGUUCCUAGGCCACCCAUGCCUUAGAGAGGAUGGUGGUUUCUGUUCUGUUACAUGGUAGAGAGGAUGAUGGUUUUGCCAUUCUCAACUUGAACUUCGGUAGUGUAGCAGUUUAAGGCAUCUAUCCAUGUUGAAUUUUGUUCUGAUUAUUACUAAUAAACUUGUCUUCUGAAACAUCGUCUGUUUACUUUCUUCUUGUAUACGGUAAGCCUCAUGAAUCAACAAUAUACGAUACUGCACCCGUGGCACCGUUUUCCAUUUUGUGAUCUGCAUGGCGGUUGCACUUGCACAUAUAAUAUUGGCAAAGACAGAGAUGCGUAUUGCACUCA